Molecule: messenger RNA, 474 nt
Organism: Ochlerotatus camptorhynchus
Lineage: Eukaryota; Metazoa; Arthropoda; Insecta; Diptera; Culicidae
Exons: 1
Coding region: 1-474 (157 amino acids)
Source: RefSeq, a predicted model, not a curated record
AUGACACAUAAUGGCAACGUGUCCUCAUCUACGCAAGAUAUCUGUCAGGUGUUCUCUGAAAAAUUUGCUAGUAUCUUCACGGACGAGAGACUGAGUGACGACCAUGCCCGACUGGCUGCCAGUUACGUACCACACUCUGGCCAAACCAUGUGCAGAAGUGACAUCAAUCCCGAGAUGUUUUUCAGGGCUUCCUCGAGACUCAAGUCGUCGUACAAUCCGGGUCCUGACGGAAUUCCAUUGGCGUUCCUCAAAACGCACUUGGACAGUUUGUUGUCUCCACUGCUGCACGUUUUUCAACGGUCUGUGGACGUCGGUGUUUUUCCAUCCUGUUGGAAGCUAGCGCACAUGUUUCCUGUACAUGAAAAAGGCAACAAACAGGAUGUUGGCAACUACCGUGGCAUUGCUUCGCUUAGCGCUGUUGCUAAAUUGUUCGAACUCGUUGUUAUGGAACCGUUCCUUGAUCACUGUAUUUAA